AUGAAUGGCGAUGACAAUUCACCGCUACCCGUCAUUGGAGGCCAGACGACUGCACCCCUCAUCGAUGGAGUAGCUACGUUCCCCCAGCUCCAGGUCCUUCAACCAGGGGCGUACAAGCUUAUCGCUACUGCCGAUGGUGCACAAGCGGCUGAGAGUGCCCCAUUAGUCGUCACCCCACCAGCCUCCCGGAUUCUUAGGUUCUGCGAACAGCCGCCAGCGGUGGUAUUUGUUCCUCAUUUCUCCUCCGUACGAGUGGCAGUGGAGGUACUUUUGCCUACCGGGGGAAGAGACACAGGUUUCGCGGGCCAGAUGCAGCUCCAACUGGAAAACUUUGCUGCCGAGGAUGAGCUACUGCAAGACGUUUACAAAACUCAUUGCCACCAAGGCCUCUGCCUAUGGGACAACGUACUUCUCACAGGCCCUCCAGGAAGGCACCAACUGAAGGCCACAGCGGUGGACCAUACCGCAUCCGUGGAUGGCAUGCACAGACUUACUCGUCCUGCAGUCUCUGCCCCAAUUAUGUUCAAGGAAUUCUCCAAGGCCCAACCCCCAAAUACAGGCACGAGGGAUCCUCCUCCGUGGCAAAAGGAGUUAGAUAUGAACGUUACGCUCAAGUUUGCCCAAGCGGUCCCUGCUGAUGUCCGGGUAGGGCAACCGUGGGAUCUGGAGGUGAUUGUGGGUGGAGUUAACCCGACCCUCCCAAGAAGCAUUCUAUCAAGGGAGCGCUCUCUGCGGCAGCGAACAACAGCAGCGAAGGCGUCUGGCCGGGGUGGAUGGAACAGCUGGGCGCAAAAUAUCAGCUUUUUCAGCGUGCUUCAUCGGGGGCACUUUCUCAAUCGCCUCAACUAUAGGGGGCGAAGCAAGGGGCUUCAUAGCAGCAAGAUUUCCCUACAUAGACUUCAUGUGUCCAUAGCGAAGUCUUGGCCGGAAAAUUUGAUUUCCCUAACCGGCCGAACUUAUGCGGCAACAGACGACAACGGGCGAGGGACACUAAGUGGCCUAACACUGUGGCUUCAGGACCAAAGAGCCACCGCUUCUCUUCAGUCCCCUUGGGUUAAACUUCGCGUGGAAUGCGUGACUUGCGGCAUGUACAAAGGGCAGCUCCGUUCACACUUGGAGACGCCUCGGAUCUUUCUCAAUACUUCUUCCGUUGUUGGCGUGUAUAUUGACGUUGCCAGCGCUGCAUCUGCCCUUGAAAAAUGGCGGUCGGAAAAGAAGAUUUUGAAUGGGACACAUGAUACAAUCGCUGCUCUUGCCCUUCCUGGGCGUCCGGCACAAAUAUGUGUGCAGCUUUUCGACAGGCCAUUCUCUGACGUCCUUAUAAAAGCGCAGCAUGGUCUAGGGCUUGCUCUCCUGGGUGACGCCAGCAUUCGCAUCUCUCCUUACAUUUGGCCCAUGCCUGCAUGUUGGCACUUUGCAGCAGUAACAGUACGACAAGUGGAUAUGCAUCAUGCAGAGCAAAGAGUGUCCUUCCAGCUUUUCAGCGCCGAUAGUACGUUCAGCAGCAAGGGUGGGGUGCGCUGGAGAGGUAUGGCAGCUCCUGAUGGGUCUGUCAGGGUUGUUGUGCUGCCAUCUCGAUCCUUUCCUGGUCGAAAUCGGCUCCGCUACAUCCUUCAAAAUUCAAGGCCUAGUCAUAUUGUGAAGUUAAGUUCCGAUCAAUUCGGGCAGCCAAAGUGGAUAGAGGUGCGCUCAAGUCCAUUGAAGGGACGUGCCCGGAUUCUGGUAAAUCCGUGGUCAGCAGCAUCUCGACGAAACAAGCAACCAUCUGCUGCUUUAAUACGAUGGGUUGACGAAGAGGUUGACGCCUUUCUACAAUGGAAGGCUGUAGGUUUAGUUGUUGAGCUUGUGCCGCCGCAAACCUUGGUUGUGCUGGACAUAAAUGUCACCGCCCCGCCCGCCUCUAGCGUCGAUGUAACGGGACAGUGUAUGGAUACAGAUGCCGGCAACGCCCUCUUGGCAACAGUAAAUAGGUCAUUUCGCAUGCACAGCUCUAAAGAACUGUCAGACGCCCACGGGCAAGAAGGAUAUUCGGCCCAAAUGUGGCGACAACUGGAGGUACUGCUUGACUGGGAAAAACUAAGUCCAGCUACGGGAGGGCUGCUUCAUCACCACGUGGUUUGCGAAUUCCGUGCCAAGGCAGACGGCAUAAAACAGCAUUUGCGAAUUCUCCCCAAAGCGUCAGUAGACAUAAUUGUUGUCCGGAAGCAAUGCAAGGAAGGCGAGGUCUUCACCUUUCAGCGAAAUUCGUGCGAGCCUUGUCCAGAGGACUUUGAGUGCUCACUUGCCACUCUGAAGCCGUGCACUGCCGGAGAAGUCAGCCCUCUAGGAAGCCUCACUUGUCAGGUCUCGACCUCGUAA
Eimeria maxima is the source of this 2358-nucleotide messenger RNA. RefSeq lists its product as hypothetical. The transcript has 4 exons. NCBI's taxonomy places the organism in Eukaryota, Apicomplexa, Conoidasida, Eucoccidiorida, Eimeriidae. Bases 1 to 2358 code for a protein of 785 amino acids. The record is from RefSeq and is a predicted model, not a curated record.